Molecule: messenger RNA, 1127 nt
Organism: Haliotis rufescens (red abalone)
Lineage: Eukaryota; Metazoa; Mollusca; Gastropoda; Lepetellida; Haliotidae
Product: aggrecan core protein-like
Exons: 5
Coding region: 94-942 (282 amino acids)
Source: RefSeq, a predicted model, not a curated record
CAAGCACAUCCCCAUCAUGUCACUCGGUAUGUAGGCAGACAGGAAACACACAGAUAACAGUCGUCCAGCGGAACUCCGACCCCGUCUUCUGACAUGAUGGAGGCUGUUAAAGCUGUGUGGCUUAUUGUGCUGGGUAGCUCGCAGGCUGCUGGUAUCACUUUGUCCUCCGGCAUCAGCGCGUGCAGAGACACGUGUGUGAAGGCGGGAAUGUGUGACGGGACCACACUCCGGGGUGGGUAUAUGAUUGCUUGUUAUAUGAACACUGGAAGCAGGAAUUCGAAGGCAAAAGAAUUUGUUAAAGAAAACGACCAGGAACAUCACAUCCGAGUUGAAGUAACGGAGAUCGUCUGUGCAGAGUCAGUCACGACUGUGUCCGACACACGUGGGGCCUCCGGCUGUUUGUUUGACAGAUGUACAGUCAUCGUGGGUACAAAGAUGGCUUCCGAAUGUCAGUCUCCAGCAUGGGAACUGAGAGAUGUGGCCGACAUGGUGUACAACUGUACAAGAGGAGACAAUCACCGCACACCUACAUGCGUCGGAGAUGGUUAUGUCGAAUAUCAGGCUGGGGAAGAGCAGAUGUACAUCAAGGAGUAUUCUACAAAUAUGACUUGGGACCAAGCCUCUGAACAGUGCCGCUCGGAUGGGGCCAGGCUUGUUAAACUGGAUACAAGAGUGAGACAGGCAGCCAUUAAAAAGUACCAGUCUCCACACUGGAUAGGGCUGAGGGAUAUGCAUGACAACGACGACUACGUGUGGACUGAUGGCUCCCCUCUCAGCUUUAGCUCGUGGUACGCCAGGGAACCAUCUCACUUUAAUAAGUACACUGGGGAGAAGGAAGACUGUGUGGAGGUAGCUUGGCGGGGUUUCAUAAUGGCCUCGAAUCAGUGGAAUGAUCUGGGCUGUGGCAGGGUCAUUCCCUUCCUGUGUGAAAAACUGAUUUAAAGACAAAGGACAAGUAAAGGAUAUUUUGCUUGGUGGUCGGUUAUGACAAAACGUGACUAUACACCCUCAACAAUUCUAGUGUUACAUUUCCUUUCAAUUAUGGUAAAUCAUUGGAGCCAUAUUCCACCAUACAUGUUGCUUCGUCCGAUUUGAAAAAUGUCGUGCUAAAAAUAGCCGUCCAAUAA